Molecule: messenger RNA, 810 nt
Organism: Oppiella nova
Lineage: Eukaryota; Metazoa; Arthropoda; Arachnida; Sarcoptiformes; Oppiidae
Source: the annotation of a GenBank genome assembly
AUGAUUACGUGGAACGUGAAAGAUGAGCAAUGUAAAUCGGACUUAACCCAACUAUUAGGCCUCGAGACUACCGGUGCCAAUGGGCACCAAUUAGCCGACAUAUAUGCCAUAGGCUUACAAGAGGUGCCCUUUGAAACAGAUAUAACUGAGUCACCCACACAACAUACCUGGGCAAACGGGUUUGCCAAAGUGCUCGGGCAACUCGAGUACGUACUUCUGAAACGGAUUGGCGUAACAAAUGUCGGGCGCCAGGAGGGCAGUAAAGGUGCCCUAACUGUCCGAUUCAUAGUGAAUGGGGUGUCGGUGUGUAUAGUGAACACCCAUUUGACUCCACACGACCAGCAUUUAGAUCAACGCAUAGAUAACUAUAACGAUAUUAUCGGCAAACAAAACAUUUUGAGUGACGAUUAUGUCCUAUGGAUGGGUGACCUGAACUUCCGUAUCGACGACUUAACAGCCGAUGAGAUUCACGACACUAUCAUAAGCACCGGUAGUUUUGCGCAACUUUUAGCCAAAGACCAGCUAAAUCGAGUGAAACGGGAGGGACGGGCAUUUAGUGAGUUCAGUGAAACUGUGCCCUCUUUUGCACCCACCUAUAAAUUCUUAGCCAAUACUAAUAAUUAUGAUUUUAGAGGUCAAGAGAGGUCACGAAAGCCGGCAUACACUGACCGCAUACUAUACCGGGUCAACCCCGACAUGAGUGCCACCAAACACGUGGACUUAAAGCAAAUGUCAUACAAGUCUUACCCCCAGUACGUACAGUCAGAUCACAAGCCGGUGUCCGCACUAUUUCUCAUCAAAUUUCAAUAA